Messenger RNA from Zophobas morio, 2457 nucleotides. RefSeq lists its product as uncharacterized. Lineage: Eukaryota; Metazoa; Arthropoda; Insecta; Coleoptera; Tenebrionidae. The record is from RefSeq and is a predicted model, not a curated record. The coding region runs from base 1 to 2457 and encodes 818 amino acids. The transcript has 3 exons.
AUGCGCAGCAAGUGGCAGCCAGUAGAGCUGGUGAAACCUUUGAAAUACGAAACGCGCGACUGGAAACUGACCGGAUCAGGGCCUCUACUUCAAGAAUUGCCGAAACACCCGAAGAGCGAGACUCACGAAUUGAAAACCUGCGGGUGCGAGCGUCUACGUCAAGAGUUACCGAAACAUCUGAAGAGCGAGAUGCACGAGUUGAAAACUUGCGAGUGCGAGCUUCUACGUCAAGAGCUGCCGAAACAUCACAACAGCAUGACGUACGUGUUGAAGAUCUUCGAGCAAGAGCGUCUGCGUCAAGAGCUUCUGCAACACCAGAAGAGCGAGACACACGACGUGAAGCAGAACGCUCACGGCAGACUCGAUCAAGAACAAGAAUCGAUCUCAAGAAAGCAGCGUUCAAUUACGAUAAAGACUAUGGGGCCAAUUCCAAUGACUUGCGCCACCAACUUGGAAUUGGCCCCUGAGACUACAAAAUGCAUCGCGAUGUUGUCAUUGUUUCAAAAAGAAGCGCCUGGCAUGUGUUGCUCCAAUGGCAAAAUCAAUUUACCACCACUGACUGAACCACCAGAACCACUGCUCACUUACGUUGCUGGAGUUACUCGGGAGUCCAAACACUUUCUACAGCAUAUUCGGAAAUACAACUCAUGCUUUCAGAUGACAUCGUUUGGAGCGACGAAUAUUGUGAGAUAUAAUAAUUUUAUGCCCACAUUUAAAGUGCAAGGACAAGUGUAUCAUCAGAUUGGUUCACUCCUUCCAGUAUCCAAAGAAGAUCCGCAAUUUUUGCAAAUUUAUUUCAUGGACAAUGUGGAGAAGGAGAUUGAUCGACGAUGCGCAUUUAGUAUAGCAACAAAUCGAAAGAUUAUUGCUGAAUUACGAGCAUUAUUCCACGAGCACAACUGUUUGGUCCGAGAUUUCAAAUCCGCAUUGGAGAAUGUAAGAGCGGAUGACUUUAAACUCAUUAUCAGAGCAGACAAAACCCCAUCGAAUGAGCAUGAAAGACGCUUCAAUGCUCCAAUAGCCCCUGAAGUAGCAGCUGUAAUUGUCGGUACAGAAAUUACUCGGCGAGAUAUUGUUAUCAGCAGGCGAAAUCAAACCAAGCAACGUAUUGCUGAAACACAUCGAUCGUACGACGCACUUCAAUAUCCAAUUCUAUUUCCGCGAGGAGAAGACGGUUAUCAUCUCGAAUUGUAUCAAACUCAUCCCGUCACAGGUGCUGCGACAACGAAAAAAGUCAGUUGUAUGGAUUUUUAUGCAUAUCGCAUCGUGAUUCGAGCCGAACAAUCCAACCAUAUCUUAAAGUGUCGUCAUGUUUUUCAACAAUUCAUCGUUGAUAUGUACGCCAAAGUCGAAAGCGAACGACUCAAUUACAUUCGUUACAAUCAAUCGAAGCUUCGAGUCGAAGAUUAUAUUCAUUUGCGAGAUGCAAUCGCGAAUGAUGGAACAAUUGGUAAUAUUGGACAAACGGUUAUACUUCCAGCUUCGUAUACUGGAAGUCCAAGACAUAUGCAAGAAUAUGCUCAGGAUUCUCUGACAUAUGUUCGCAGAUAUGGACGUCUAGAUCUUUUCAUCACGUUCACGUGCAAUCCAUCUUGGUGUGAAAUCAAAGAUUUACUUUUGCCUGGCCAGCAACCAUCUGAUCGGCAUGACCUCACAGCGAGAGUUUUCAAACAAAAAUUGAUACGUUUUAUGGAUCUCAUCACUAAGAACCAUAUAUAUGGAGAAACUCGCUGUUGGAUGUAUUCCAUCGAAUGGCAGAAAAGAGGUCUACCACAUGCUCAUAUCUUAAUUUGGUUGGUUGAAAAAAUUGUUCCAACUCAAAUUGAUGAUAUCAUUACUGCUGAGCUGCCCAACGCAGAAGAAGAUCCAGAAUUAUUUGAAAUUGUGAAAAAAAAUAUGAUUCACGGACCAUGUGGGGGACACAACCCACACUCGCCAUGCAUGAAAGACGGAAAAUGCACCAAAAAGUAUCUACGCCAGCUGCUGCAAGAAACACAAACUGGUGGCGACGGUUAUCCGUUGUACAGACGACGAAAACCAGAUGAUGGAGGAUACAUCACAACUAUCAAAAUCAAUAACGUUGAUUUCGAAGUUGAUAACCGAUGGAUUGUGCCCUACUCUCCUAUCCUUUCGAAAUCAUUCAAUGCACAUAUCAACGUGGAGUCCUGUAAUUCAGUUAAGGCAAUAAAAUACAUAUGCAAAUACGUGAAUAAAGGCAGCGAUAUGGCAAUUUUCGGAAUUGCGAAUCCCAAUGCGCCCGUCAAUGAAAUCGAGCAAUUUCAAAUGGGACGUUACAUUAGCAGUAAUGAAGCUGUAUGGAGAAUUCUUGGUUUCGACAUUCAUGAACGCUUUCCUGCUGUCAUGCAUCUCAGUGUUCACUUGGAAAACGGUCAACGAGUCUACUUCACGGAAGACAACGCACCCCAACGAGUUGCAGAUCCACAAAUACAACGUUGA